CUUGUAAAAGAGAUAUGAAAGUAUAACGAUAAUUAAUCUGUUGUCUGAUGCAACGUGCGAUCUAUUCUACAACAAAGAUCUGAAAAAGUAUAUAAAAGGUAAAAAAUCAGAAGGAUGACAUCUGAAUCUGCGAUCCGGCACCUAAGUCAACGGGCCACUCUUGCCGAAGAAAUCCUGGCUAAGUUGAAACACCAACUAGAAGACGUGAAACGUGUAGCAAUGAAAAAUAUUGUGAAAAAAGAAGAAGAACGAAUCCGUCGGGAAAAUGAACGACUGAAAAUCGAGGUGGGUGACUACAAAAAGAAGUUAAUGCUCGCCGAAAUCGGUAAUGGGAUAAGACAGAUACCUAUUCCGAACAAAAGGAAUUUAGAUCAAAUUACUACAGACCAGAGAGUUUCACCAACGAAAGAACUCGAAGUUAAAAAAGUGAAAGCUGCUCCUAAGCCUGCUACCCCUAAGGCUGCUGCUCCCGUUAAUUCCGACAACAAGACUUCUGAGGUGGAUGUAUCCAAAUUACAUAUCCGGGUAGGAUUUGUUAAGUCUGCACAAAAGCACCCUGAUGCUGACAAGAUGUACGUUGAAGAAGUCGAUAUGGGAGAAGAGAAACCACGAACUGUAGUUUCCGGUCUCGUUGGUGCCGUUCCGUUGUCGGAUAUUGAGGGCCAUUUGUGUGUUUUCUUAAGUAACCUGAAACCUGCUAAGCUGCGUGGUGUCUUAUCUGAAGGAAUGAUUCUUGGUGCCAACAACGGAGACAAAGUUGAACUGUUGAGACCACCACCAGGAAGUGUUCCGGGUGACCGUGUCGUGUGUGCCAAAUACCCCGGCGAACCGGAACGCGUCAUCACUCCUAAAAACAAAAUUUGGGACUUCGUUAAACCAGACGUAAAAACCAACAACAGCUGCGUUGCUACCUAUAAAGGUGAACCACUUAUAAUCGAGGGCAAAGGACAGGUGACAGUACCAUCAGUAUCUGACAGUCAGAUUUGUUAAUCAGAACUUUUACAGCAGGAGAAAAUGUUUGUGAAACCAGAUUGAAAGUUUUUUACUUUUCCAUCCCUCCUUCCUUCCUUAUGACUUUUUUAAACUGUUUUUUUUUUCUUCUCACUCUAACUUUUCAGUAUCAACAUACAAGUAUUAAUAAAUACGGAAUUAUUAUGGUAA
This is a messenger RNA of Octopus sinensis (East Asian common octopus), 1161 nucleotides long. RefSeq names its product aminoacyl tRNA synthase complex-interacting multifunctional protein 1-like. Bases 115 to 990 code for a protein of 291 amino acids. Gene Ontology annotation, molecular function: tRNA binding. The record is from RefSeq and is a predicted model, not a curated record. The transcript has a single exon. Lineage: Eukaryota; Metazoa; Mollusca; Cephalopoda; Octopoda; Octopodidae.